Molecule: messenger RNA, 3654 nt
Organism: Pyrus x bretschneideri (Chinese white pear)
Lineage: Eukaryota; Viridiplantae; Streptophyta; Magnoliopsida; Rosales; Rosaceae
Product: ISWI chromatin-remodeling complex ATPase CHR11
Exons: 25
Coding region: 129-3371 (1080 amino acids)
Biological process (GO): regulation of transcription by RNA polymerase II; nucleosome organization
Cellular component (GO): chromatin; nucleus
Molecular function (GO): ATP hydrolysis activity; histone binding; nucleosome binding
Source: RefSeq, a predicted model, not a curated record
AUUAUUUUUCGCCCAGGGGCUUCAAAAAUCCAAAAUUUAGAGCCGGCCCCUCUCUCUCUUCUCUUUUUAUCUCUCACUCUUCUCCUCUUUCAUCACGAAACCCUCGAUCUGAGAAAUUAACAACCGCCAUGGCGAGAGCUUCGAAGCCGCAGGUUUCGUCCGACGAAGCCCUAUCCAACGGCUCCAAUUCGUCCGACGAAGAGCCGAUCAACGACCAGGAGGAGGACGAGGUCGAUGAGGAGGAGCUCGAAGCCGUUGCUCGCCCCGCUGACUCCGACGACGACGAGGUCGCCGCCGACGAGAACUCCCCUGGCUCCGACGAUGACGUGCCGGUCGAUGAGAACGACGAUGAUGGUUUGGAUGAAGAAGAGGAUGAUGAAGCUAAUUUGAGUAAUGCUGAAAUUGGAAAACGUGAGAAGGCGAGGCUCAGAGACAUGCAAAAUAUGAAGAGACAAAAGGUUCAGGAAAUAUUGGAUGCACAAAAUGCAGCCAUUGAGGCUGACAUGAACAAUAAGGGGAAGGGACGGUUGAAGUAUCUUCUGCAGCAAACAGAGUUAUUUGCCCAUUUUGCUAAAGGUGACCCAUCUGCAUCUCAGAAGAAAGUGAAGGGAAAAGGUCGCCAUGCUUCCAAAAUAACUGAAGAGGAAGAGGAUGAAGAAUGCCUUAAGGAGGAAGAAGAUGGUUUGGCUGGGGCUGGAACCACACGGCUUUUGACACAACCUUCUUGUAUUCAGGGGAAGAUGAGGGAUUACCAACUGGCUGGAUUGAACUGGCUCAUUCGACUCUAUGAAAAUGGUAUAAAUGGAAUCCUUGCAGAUGAAAUGGGGCUUGGUAAAACAUUGCAAACCAUCUCCUUAUUGGGAUACCUGCAUGAGUUUAGAGGAAUAACUGGUCCUCAUAUGGUAGUUGCUCCAAAGUCGACUCUUGGAAACUGGAUGAAUGAGAUUCGGCGUUUCUGCCCCAUCUUGCGUGCUGUGAAGUUUCUUGGUAAUCCUGAUGAAAGAAAGCAUAUACGUGAGGACCUGCUGGUUGCCGGGAAUUUUGAUGUAUGUGUUACAAGUUUUGAAAUGGCCAUCAAAGAGAAGACCUGCUUACGCCGUUUUAGCUGGCGUUAUAUAAUAAUUGAUGAAGCUCAUCGUAUCAAGAAUGAGAAUUCACUGCUUUCAAAAACAAUGAGGCUGUAUAAUACUAACUUCCGCCUCCUAAUUACGGGUACACCACUUCAGAAUAAUCUUCACGAACUAUGGUCUCUGCUUAACUUUCUCCUGCCAGAGAUAUUUAGUUCUGCUGAAACUUUUGAUGAAUGGUUUCAAAUAUCUGGUGAGAACGACCAGCAAGAGGUUGUUCAACAGCUUCACAAGGUCCUCCGGCCAUUUCUUCUUAGAAGGUUGAAGUCAGAUGUUGAGAAAGGUUUGCCUCCGAAAAAAGAAACAAUACUCAAAGUAGGUAUGUCACAAAUGCAGAAACAGUACUACAGGGCUUUAUUACAGAAAGAUCUUGAAGUUGUUAAUGCUGGUGGAGAACGUAAGCGCCUUCUGAACAUAGCAAUGCAGCUUCGUAAGUGCUGUAAUCAUCCUUAUCUUUUUCAAGGUGCUGAGCCUGGGCCUCCUUAUACGACUGGAGACCAUCUCAUCACAAAUGCUGGUAAAAUGGUUCUUUUGGAUAAGUUGCUUCCAAAGUUAAAGGAGCGUGAUUCUAGGGUCCUAAUAUUUUCACAGAUGACUAGGCUGCUAGAUAUCCUUGAAGAUUAUUUAAUGUUACGGGGUUACCUGUAUUGUCGGAUUGAUGGCAAUACUGGCGGAGAAGAUCGUGAUGCUUCUAUUGAUGCCUUCAACAAGCCUGGAAGUGAGAAAUUUGUAUUUUUGCUAUCGACCAGAGCUGGAGGACUUGGUAUUAAUCUUGCCACUGCAGAUGUUGUCAUCCUUUAUGAUAGUGAUUGGAACCCUCAAGUUGAUUUGCAAGCACAAGAUCGUGCUCACAGGAUUGGUCAAAAGAAAGAAGUUCAAGUGUUCCGGUUCUGCACUGAGUAUACUAUUGAAGAAAAAGUUAUUGAGAGGGCUUAUAAAAAGCUUGCUCUUGAUGCUUUGGUGAUUCAACAAGGGCGCUUAGCAGAGCAAAAAACUGUUAAUAAAGAUGAGUUACUUCAAAUGGUGAGGUUUGGUGCUGAAAUGGUCUUCAGUUCCAAGGAUAGCACCAUUACAGAUGAGGACAUAGAUAGGAUUAUUGCUAAAGGAGAAGAGACAACUGCUGAGCUUGAUGCAAAGAUGAAAAAAUUUACUGAAGAUGCUAUCAAAUUUAAGAUGGAUGAUACUGCUGAAUUGUAUGACUUUGAUGAUGAAAAGGAUGACAAGCUUGAUUUCAAGAAAAUUGUUAGCGAUAACUGGAUUGAACCACCAAAAAGAGAGCGGAAGCGCAAUUACUCAGAGUCUGAAUACUUUAAGCAAACAAUGCGCCAAGGUGCUCCAGCAAAACCGAAAGAGCCUCGAAUUCCACGCAUGCCUCAAUUACAUGAUUUCCAAUUUUUCAACACACAAAGGUUGAAUGAGCUGUAUGAAAAGGAAGUACGGUUCCUCAUGCAAACUCAUCAGAAGAAUCAGUUGAAAGAUACAAUAGAGGUGGAGGAACCAGAAGAAGUUGGAGAUCCCUUGACUGCUGAGGAGGUGGAAGAAAAGGAAAGCCUGUUAGAAGAGGGUUUCUCUACUUGGAGUAGAAGAGAUUUUAAUACCUUCAUUAGGGGCUGUGAGAAGUAUGGCCGUAAUGAUAUAAAAAGCAUUGCUGCCGAGAUGGAAGGGAAAACAGAGGAGGAAGUUGAAAGAUACGCAAAGGUUUUUAAAGAAAGAUACAAGGAGUUAAAUGAUUAUGAUAGGAUCAUUAAGAACAUUGAAAGAGGUGAGGCUAGAAUUUCCCGCAAAGAUGAGAUCAUGAAAGCCAUUGGGAAGAAGUUGGAUCGUUACAAGAAUCCAUGGCUGGAAUUGAAAAUCCAGUAUGGUCAAAACAAGGGGAAGUUGUACAAUGAAGAAUGCGAUCGUUUCAUGAUAUGCAUGGUUCACAAACUUGGGUAUGGGAAUUGGGACGAAUUGAAGGCAGAAUUCCGCACAUCACCCUUGUUUCGUUUUGAUUGGUUUGUGAAGUCUCGCACAACUCAGGAACUCGCUAGGAGGUGUGAUACAUUAAUUAGAUUGGUUGAGAAAGAGAACCAAGAAUACGAUGAGAGGGAGAGACAGGCCCGCAAAGAGAAGAAGCUUGCUAAGAGCAUGACACCAUCAAAGCGGGCCUUGGGUAGACAGCCAACUGAGAGCCCAAAUUCUGGAAAGAAGAGGAAGCAAUUAACCAUGGAUGAUUAUGUCAGCUCGGGAAAGAGGAGGAAAUGAUCAAACAUUAAGAUCCUGGAUGUUCUUGGGUGCUGAGACAUCCAGAUAUUUCAGCAUCGAAAAGCAUGGAGCGUUAGAGUUUAGGCUUUUAGUUUCAUUUUCACCCGAUGUUUUUGGGAUCACGGUCAGGCUUCAACAUAACCUGUGGUCUUGGUAGCGCCCGUGAUCUUAUUGCGUAAGGGUUGGCUGAAUUAUAAAGAUGUAUAAACAAGUAGACUAGUUCUGAUUUACACAAUGUUUUGAACACCAUGGAUGUCAUUCAAUGAGAUGUAUCUUUGGUUAA